Molecule: messenger RNA, 8454 nt
Organism: Paramecium pentaurelia
Lineage: Eukaryota; Ciliophora; Oligohymenophorea; Peniculida; Parameciidae
Source: the annotation of a GenBank genome assembly
AUGGUGAGGGGAACUUCUCUUUCUUUAAUAAUAAUCAUUGCUUUAAGGAUAACAUUUGAAGCCGUUUUCAAAUUAUAGCCAAAUUACCCUAUAAAUAUAUUUGAAAUAAAACCAAAUCCAAUAGAAAUAUAUAAUACAUACUUUGGUAUCUGGUUUCAAUAUCUUCCAUUAAGUAAUACAACUCAAAUUGGAAAUAUUGGAAUUCUAGAUAGUAAUUGUUUUCAUCUUCUACAUACAAAAGAAUAGAAAACAGAAAGGAUAAACUUUUUAUUAUAUUUGUGUCUUGAUUACGAGAUAAAAACAGUAUUUACAUACUUAUAAUUUAUUGACAACACCGGCUUGGAUCAUUUUCAUAAAAUACAAAUUAAUGAAGAAUUUCUUGAAUCAAGAUGGCAAUAUAUUGGAUUUUGUGCGAUUCCUGCUUAAAGUAGAUUCAAUAUUUUUUACUAAUUCUCAGGAGAACUUACAAAAUAAUUUGAAGUAUUGGUUAAGUUCCCAUUUUAUGAUGUCUAUUUGAAUUUAAUUUAUGGAGGAGGUUUAAUAGUAAAUGAUAACCAAAAGCUUUAAACAUAAAUCAACAAAAAAUUAUCAUAUUUUCCAGGAUUAAUUUUGAGGGAUGAGUAUAAAUGUGAAAUUUCUGUUUGUAAAUUAUCAUAUACUAAGAUGCCGGGUUAUGAAAUUAAUGGUUGUUAUUGUUCUUAAAAUAAAAAUUCUACUAUAAUUGACUCAAUAAUUGAUAAGCAAUAAGAAUUUUAUUAUCUCUCUGAAUACAAUAAUUGUUAAGAAUUUCUUCUAUCAGGUUGGAUUAAAAUUGUUGAAACUAAAAUUUUUGAAGAUGAAUAUUAUUAUCAAUUAAUUAAACUCUCUGGAAAUUUUAUUAAUCCAUAAUUAAUAGAUGAUAAUUUGUCAGCUUUUACAUUAACUUAUAAGAUAGCUACUAAUGGUAAUUAGAUUAUUGUCACUACUUAUAGUUAUGUCUUUCCCUUAAUAAAUAUUGAUUUUUCAAAAAAUCCUAAUUUAAUUAAAAAUAUUUUUGAUAUAGGUAGUGAUAUAAAAAGUUGGCAUUAUUUGUUAGUUUGGAAAUAAGAGGCGAUAAUUUAUAUUUCAAUAACAUUUUAUGAACAAUUUAACAUAGAAAAACUUGAGUUCAACUAAGAGGUGAAAUAAUUUGGUUCUGUCAAAUUUUAAUUGCACAUAGGAAAUAAAUUGUAAGUCUCCCAACAAUAUUUAACAAUUAAAAUAUAAGGCUUUAAAUUUUAUAAUUGCCCAAAAACCAUCAAUCAAAUAAAAAAUUGUCAUCCUACUUGCAAGGAAUGUGAUGGUCCAACGAAAUAUGAUUGUUUAUCUUGUUUGGAAUCUUCAAAUAGAAUUUAUGUUCCAGAUUCUAAGUAAUGUAUCUGCAAAUAUGGAACAAUGGAUCAAGAUAAUUUUUGUAUUAGUCAUGAAAGUCUCAAUAUAAUUAUACUUCCUGAUGAAAGUAAAAAUAAUAAAUGUAAAUAUGGCUAUUAUGAAUAAGAUAGUGCUUGUUAAAGAUGGUAUUAUUUCUUUGUAUUAUUCAAUUAGUCCCUCUACCAUAACUGAUAAUGUCAUCACAUGUCUUGAAUGCCUAUAUAAUAUGAAUGAUUGGAUAAAUAAAUUCUGUUGUUUAACUUCAUUAUAUACAGAUAAUGAAGGAAAUAUAUAUCAAAAAAAGGAAGAGAUGGUAUGUUAUAAUUCUCCUCCACCUGAUGAAUCAUAAUUAGAUAUUUGUCUUGUUGGUUGUGAUAUUCAAGAAACAAAUGUAUCUCCAAAUCCAUCAACUGGCCUAACUAUUCUUCAUUUAUAUUGUAGUGCUCCAAACUUUAUCAAUUUCGAAUAGAAAUGUACUCCUUGCCCAAUAAAAUAUUGUUAAUAUUGCUUUAGUUAUUUUGCAAAUGAUUAAGCAAAAACAACUCUUGAUUAGAAUUUUAAUUACUUGAUUUUUGAAGAAGACAUUAGAACAGGAUGUGCUUAGUGUUAAAAUGGUUUCAUUUAUAACUUUGAACUAGAAUUAUGCAUUUUCAAGAGUCCUUCUAAUCCAAAUUGUGCCAGAUCUUAUCUUUAAUAAGAUGGACAAGAAAUUUGCACUCUAUCAAAAUUAGAUGAUUUUAGCAUUGCUCCAACAAUAAUAAAUUGUUAACAACGCAUUUUAAAUUGCAAGCAAUGCUUCUAAACUCCAGAAUUGAUAUUAAAAUGCUAGGUUUGUGAAGAUGGUUACACAGCAUAAUCAGGUUCAGGGAUUUGCUCUUAAUGUAACAAUUAAAAUUCUAAAAUUUGCCUUGAAUUGAACUCCAAAGUGUAAGAACCUUGGAAAUGGUUUAUUCAAGAUUUCAGGAUUAAAUUUUAGAAUCUUACAAUUUUUGAUAAAACUUAUGUAGAAAGAACUGCUAUUUUUGUGAUGGAAUGUAAAGAUGGAUAUCAAGUAAUUGAUACAAAUUGCUACAAAUAUUGUGAUGAUAAUUGUUAAAUAUGCAAGAAAAAUUUUGAAGAUUGGAAUUUUUUUUCCUGUUAAAAAUGUGAUUCAAACUACUACUAAAUACCUAAUCGAGUUCAAAUUGAUGGUAAGUGUAUUUAAUGUCCUCCUUUAUGUUAAAUUUGCGAAUUAAGAUCAAUCGAAGAAAUAAAGGUAAUAAAUCAUUUAUUAAAUAGUAAAUUAAUCCAUAUUUUAUUUUAACUCCUGAAAACACUAUUUUCUCCUAUAAGUGCUUAAAAAAAAUUCCUUUACCAAGAGCUACAAUCGAUUAAUAUUCAUAAUUCGCUUACUAUUGUUUUAAUGAUAACUGCAACUAACUCUUUGAGUACUAGGUACUUUAUAAUUAGAAUUUAGGUUAAUCAAUCUUGUUAGUCUUAUUCUUUAGUAGAUUUCAACGAUAUAUAGCAUUAUUCAUAUUUUAAUAAUAUUGGUUUGAAAGAGAUUACUUUAAUCUUUCAUUUUCAUCUUUUUUGCCCUAUAAUGUAAAAAGAAAAUUUUGUAAUUUCGAAUUAUUUUAAAGAAAAAGUGUUUUCGAUUUAAUAAGUAAAAUUGAGAAUUGAGGGAGAGUUUAAACCCAUUAUUUUUGAUACAUAAUUCAAGAUUUAAAAUUUUGAUUCAAUUAGUAUUAAAAAUGUAAAGUUUCUUCUUGAAAAAUAAUUUGAAUUGAUAAUUAGUAACAGAGCUUAAUCUUUUGAUUUUAUGAUUACAAACACUAGUUUUUAUUCUAAUCAAUCAACACCCAUAAUAUUAUAAAUCUAUGGAGGGAGCAUUUAAAAUUUUUAGUUAUCCAAUAUUGAUAUUUUUGAUAUCAACUUCAAAAAUUCGAUAAUUAUUUAAAUUAAAAGUGAGGAUUUAGGAGAUAGUAUUAAGAUAAAUAAUUUGCAAAUUUCAAAUUGCAAAUUAAACAGUACAACUUUGUUGUUUUUCUCAAAUUUGAAUAGGGAAAUUAUAAUUGAUAAUCUAGUGAUUAACUCUUGUAUAUUUAAUGCAUCAUCUGUUAUUCAAUCAAAUAUUAGCUUCAGUAAUUUUGCAAAAAUUAUUAUCAAUAAUGUCAAUAUUCAGAAUUCUUCUUUUACAGCGUCAAGUUUUAUUUAUAGUAAUGGAAAUUCUGAUGUAAAAAUAACAAAACUUUUACUUUUUCACUGUUAAAUUAUGGCUUCAAGAUUUAUUUCUUUUAGUAAGAAUUUUUUAUUUAGUGAUAUAUUAUUGGAAGAUAAUCUGAUUUAAGAAACUUAAUUUUUAAUUUAAUUAUCAUCAAAUGAUAAAAAUUCUGAAAUAGGAAUUCAAAAUUUUAUAGUUUUAAAGAAUAAAAUUUUUAGUUCUGCUCUUAUCGUUACUGAAUAAAGUUUUGAGUAAAAUUAAGUUUAUUUCAAAUUUAACAAUUUUAGAUUUGAAGAUAACAUUCCAAUUUCUCAAGAAAAUUACUAAUAUCUUUUUUAAAUUAACUGUCAUAAUUUAUUAAUAAAAGAUUUCAUCUUAAAAAGUACUUUUAAUUUUAAGUUUUUUUCUUUAUUCUCCACUCCUUAUCUGAGAUUUGAAAAUAUCAUUUAUGAAAAUUAGUAUUAGAAAGAAAAAGUUGCAUUUAAAUUUGAUUGCUACCAAAGUAGUGCAAUAAAAUCAUAGUUAUUGUCUGUUUAAGGGUUUUAGAGAAUUAGUUUGGAAUAAAUAAAAAUAAUUAAUUAAUUCAGCACAGACCUCUCAAUUAUUUCUAUACAAUCUAAUUCUAAGAUUAUUUUGAAUAAAAUUGAAUAUAUAAGUAUUAGUAAUGUUUCAUUUAUUGGAAAUAUUCUUAUAAAAUACAGUUAAACUAUGUAUUUUUCCUUGAUUGAUAUUUAUUCUGAAAUUACUCAAAUUGUGACCCUAGAGAAUAUUGUCUAUUAAGAGAAUAUUUUUCACUAAUACUAAAUUGAUCCAUCUCAAAAUUCUGCUAGUCUAAUGUAGAUUAAUGCAGGUUAAAGUAAAAUAUCACUUAAAAAUAUCAGUUGUUCUCACAAUGUCUUAACCAAUUCUUCAAAUUCAUUUAUAUCGAUUUCUACAUUUGAACUUUAUAUAUAAGACUUUUAAACAGUAAAUCAUAAUUAUUUAAAUUCAGAAUUAUGGAAUCAAUAUUAUUUACUGUAAAUUUAGAAAGAAUUCAACUAGAUUCAAAUUAUUUCUAUAAUCUAGAAUACAUUUAAAAUAGAAUCAAUUAGUGGAGCUCUAUCAAUUUAAGCAUCAAAAUUGAGUUUUAUUAAUGGGUUCUUUAGUAAUAUUAUUGCAUCAAGUAGUUUAAUUUUCAAUAUUAAUCUAUAAGGUGAUGGAAUUGUGAUUAUAAAAAAUUGUGUUAUUGAAAAUGCUUAAAGUUAAUUAAUCAAUACAUCUCAAGCUGAUGGAGCAAUAACAAUUAAUGCUCAAAAAAGCUUAUUAUCAGUUGAAAUUGAAAAUUUAAACUUAAGAUACAUAUAAAAUAGAAUAUCAUCGUCAAUCUUUUCAAUCUAUCCAUCAUCUAUAAAGAAUAACAUUUAAUUAAAAAAUAUAUAUGCUUAUAAUUGCUUUUCACUUUCGAAUCAAUUAAUAUCUAUUGAAUUUAAUUUUAAUAAUCCUCAAAAAAGCCAAGUGUCAAUAUAAAAUUUACAUCUAAUUUAAUCUGAAAAAAAAUUUAUAAAUUAUUUAUAAUCUUUAGGAGGAGUUACCCUUGUAGAAAUCUAAAAUAUUUUAGAAAAUAAUGCAAUAAUACAUUUAACUGGUGGAUUUUUUUCACUUAAAGGAAUUGUGAUAGAAGGAUUAAUAUUAUCUUCUAUUAUUAAAAUAGUUGAUUAUAAAUAAAUCACAAUUUCAGAUUCCUAGUUUUUCAAUAUAUAAACAUUUUAUUCAUUGCAUUUAUUAGAAUUUUCUUAAAUUAAUGUGCGAUAAUCAAUUCUGAUAAUGAACAACAUUACAAUAAGAAAUGUAAAUACAUUUUAGGUCAAUAAAUACCAACUAAAUUACUAUAGAAAUAAUCUAAAUAUUACAUAUACCAAUUAAUGUACCUUAAUAAUUGAUUUUGUAAAAAUUCCAACUGAAGGAUUAGAAUCAAUCAAUAUAUUUUUUGAGCAGAUGUAAUUGAAUUCUUAGCAAAAGGGCUCCUUGAUUUAUUUUAGCAGCUUUAAAAAUUAAACUCAAAUGUUGAUAAGAAGAUUUUUAAUUGAAAAUAAUGAUUGUUAAAAUUGUUGGAAUGGUUUAAUGUUUUUUAAUUUGACAGAAAUAAAAUUUAUUAAAAUUAAUGAAAUUGCAUGUAUAAGAAACCUCAUUAAAAAACAUGGGUGUAUAUUAGCAAUUUCAGAUAAUAACUUAGAUAGAUAAAUUAAAAUGUAAAAUUUAAACUUUAUGUUAAAUAAUGGAACUAAAGGAACAGGAGUAUAGGUGUAAAAUUUAAGAAUUUCUAUUCUAAAUUCUAGAAUAAUUAAUAAUUUUGCAUUUGAAAAAGGAGGAGGAAUAUAUUUUAAUGUAAACUCAAAUAGAUUUUUACUAAAUUAAACAUUAAUUUGCUAGAAUUUAGCCCAAGAAGGAGGUGGUAUAUUUUUGUAGGGGAAUAGCAGUUUAAAUCAAAUAAAUUUCUUUAAAUCACUUAAUUUAUAUAAUUUUGCUACUAUUUCCUCAAAUAAUAUCAAUGAAUUACCUUCACAUUUAGGCUUAUAGAUUAAUUAGAAAGAAAUGCAUUCUAUGGAAUAUGUAAUUGAUAAUUAAUCAAUUUAUAUUCUAGCACUAAAACCAUACAAUUUCUUAUCUUAGAAUCAUAUUAAAAGAACAAAUUACCUAAUUCUACCAAGUGGUUAAAAAGUAUCUAAUUUUAAACUAUUUAAUCCUUAAAUUAAAGAAUACAUUACUUUCAUAACAGAUAUUUCUAUAAUAUUUAAAAAUAGUAUGAAUGAAAUAUAAUAAAACUUUCUUAAUUCAAUAUGCAAUGUCACUUAAAAUGUACUCGAUAUUUAAUCACAGUAAAUAUUAAAAACUAAUCAAUUUCAAAGUAUAUCCUUUAGUGCUGAAACAAAUAGUUUUAGUUUAGAUCAAAUAGAAUUCAAUUUUGACCCCUAUUCAUAGAAUGAUAAAAUAUAUGAAAUAAUGAUUGGUUGCAAAACAGAAUACCUAGAAAAAAUCUUCUUUUAUAAAAUGAGGGUCAACAUUUUCUUAUGUUAAUUAGGAGAAUUUUAUAUAUAGGAUAUUUGUUUAAAAUGUUAAUCAGAUUAGGGAUUUUAUUCUGUGACUUAUAAUGCUACAAAAUGUUCCAUAUUUGAUAAAAAUAAGUUUGAAGCCAUUACAUCAAAUUAAAUUAAACUCAAAUCUGGUUACUGGAGACCUAAAUAUAUUUCUGACAAUAUUGAACUCUGCUAUAAAAACACUAAUUAAUGUUUGGGUGGUUGGUCUGUAGGUGAUGAUACUUGCAAUAUAGGAUAUAUUGGAGGCUUGUGUGAGGAGUGUGAUAAAUUUAAUAUUAAAGGAGAUGGGCAAUUCUUUAAAAACUAAUAGUAAUAGGAUUGUUCAUAAUGCUAAGAGUUUGCAAAAAGGUUAUUAGCUUUCUUUUUGAUAGCAAUUUGGUAUGAUAAAUUAAUAUUUUAGGGCUAUGUUCUCAACCUUGUUAACGAUAAAAAGCGUUGAAAAAUCAAACCUUUUAUUUACAUAGUUGAAAUUAGGAUAAAAAUUUGCAGACAUAUUAUUUAACUUAGGCUAAGGUAUAUAAUACAUUUAUUUAGAUCAUGUAAGUAUUUUACUUAAAUUAUAUUUAAAUUAUUUAUGGAUAUUUUCGCUCAUCUUAACAUUUAACAUUAAUUUUUCAUUCUCAUUAAGUAUUAUUAAAUAAUCAACUGACACCUCAUUUUUUAUGGCUAAUUUUUUUGAUUGCUUUAUAUCUGAAUUAGAAGGAAUCGAACUAAUUUAUAGUAAAAUUAUAGUGACCAUAUGUUUGCUAUUAUGUCAAAUAAUAAUAGUCCAAUCAGCAUCUUCACUAUUACAAUUUUUAACAUCCUAUAAACAUAGAGGCAGAAUUAUCUCCAUUACUGUUCUUAAUUUAUAUAUUUAAAAUUACGCAUCUUUGAUUACCUCGUAAAUUUAUUAUUUAGAAUUAGAUUCUUUUCUAUUUUAGCCGUUAGGAACAUUUCUUAAGUUAGCUAUAUAUAAGGUGACGUAUCAUUAAUGUAUGGAACAAAUAAUCACUAUUAAUGGAUAUUUACAUUUAUAUUGCCUGGAUUGUCAUUAAUAGGAUUUAUAUUACCAUUUUCAUUAUUUAUUUUCCUUUAAUCCAAGAAGCAUUAGCUUAACAAUUUUAAAUAUAAAAGGCAUUUUGGCCAUUUAUAUAAUGAAUAUACAUAAAAUAACUAUUUUUGGGAAUGGAUAAGAUUUUGGAAGAAAAUAAUUAUUAUCAUAGUUCUCAUUAAUUUUGAUACUCAAAUAUUAUUGAAAGCUUCAUUAUUCGGAUUUUGCUUAUAGGUUUAUUAAUUUUUUACUGAAAAAUAUAAACCUUAUCUCCUCAAUAGAUUUAAUUCACUAGAUCUAAAAACUAGUUAGCUUUGUUCUUGUGCAAUAUUUUUAGCAGCUAUAAAAUACACAUGUGAUUAGUCAUAUAAUUAUUAAAUUUCAGCCAUCCUUCAAACAAUCAUACUAUUGAUUAGUUUAAUUUUGAGUUAUCCUUUUGUUAGUGUUAUUUUAUAUGCAUAUUAUAAAAGAUUUGAGCCAGAUAUUUUAAAAUUCUUAAUUGCAAUUCUACAUUCCUAUAAAAGAAAUUCUAAAAGUAUAAAAUAUUUAAGAAAUCAUCUCAUAUAAUUAGGGUAAAAAGAGAACAAUCUUAAAUAAAAUUUUAUGAAAUUAAGAUCAGUAGUUAAACAGCAAAUAUAAUAGGAAUAGAAAAAGUAAAUUGUAUAUUUUAUAUCAGGACAAUAAAAAUUAUUAGUAAUAAAUAAAAAAACACUAAUGAACUUGAUUUUUAAUCAAAAUUAGGAAGAAAAAUUUGA